UAUAUUCUCAUCUCCUUUCCUUCGAAUCCACUGAUCUGAAAAGACUGGAGUGAGGGAAAUAAAUCACCUUCAUCCGCCAUAUUGCUUUCUUCUGUUUUUCAAAUCAGUGCCGCCUGAGCUGAAGGAAUAGGUGAUGAAGAGAGGACGCCAUUUUACACCAUUGGGAUACAGUCAUAGAUCUGCCAGUUUUUCUUACAACUAUGUGGGGACGGACCACCUGGUUCUAACCGGGUUUACGGCCAAUUUACAGAAUAUGCCUCAUGCUCCUCGGUAGUCCAAAACCUGGGCGGACCGCGUUAAGAUCAACGUGGUUUCCCCAAAUCAGCGCGGUUUCUAUCUGCAGCUGCAGGAAGCAUAACGGACAGAGAAAGGCAAGACAGCCAGCCAGAGGCCCGUCUCUACUACCAUGCAGCGGCCGGGUGGUCGCCAUCGCCACAAUGGCCACUCUCUGCUCCGCAAUAACAAUUCCAUGAUCUCAUACAUCGCUUCUCCUUCACCGCGCGCUUCCACCACGGGCGCCUAUGCGGAAUACUCCACCAACAACAACAGGCCGAUAAAGCCCGAGCUGGUCUGCAAAUGGACGGACCACGAGCACCGUGACCGAACUUCAAAACAAAGGAUAUGCGACCAAACUUUCAGCUCCAUGCACGAGCUGGUGGACCACGUAAGCACCGAGCACGUCGCUGGGCUCGAGCCCCUGAGCCAUGUUUGUAUGUGGGAAGAAUGCCUGAGAGAAGGAAAGGCGUUUAAAGCCAAAUAUAAACUGAUAAACCACAUCAGGGUACACACUGGGGAGAAACCGUUCUCCUGCACUUUCCCAGACUGCGGGAAAGUGUUUGCUCGGUCGGAAAACCUCAAGAUUCACACGCGCACGCACACAGGUGAGAAGCCAUUUCAGUGUGAGUUCUCCGGCUGCCUGCGGAAAUUCGCCAACAGUAGUGACCGUAAGAAGCACUCGCAGGUUCACACCAGCGCCAAACCGUACGACUGCAAGUCCCACGGCUGCUUCAAAUCCUACACACACCCCAGCUCCCUCAGAAAACACAUGAAGAUCCACCUCAACGCACUCAAGUCCUCUCCUACCUCCGAACCCAUAGACCUGUCGUUCACAGGGAUUCUUGGGAAACGUAGUUCCCGGGAUUACGUAGCUUCACGGACUAACUGCUCGUCCUCCAGGCUCUCGCUGGCUCCGACGGUGUCCAACAUGAAGGAGUGGUACGUGUGUACCAGGACCACAGGUCAGGGACAGAACUACCUCCAACUCACAGCAGACCAGAUCAAGUCAGAACCGUGCGGUGCUGAUGAGGAGUAUUAUAACCCCACGUAGCAGGAGGCUUUGCAUUAGGGACUGUGUCCACUACAAUGGAUCCUAAAUACAGGGGUAGAAGCUGUAAGAACAUGACAUGCCUAUCAAUAUGGCCAUGUGAUUAUUUAAAACACUUAUUAUUAUUAUUAUUAUAACCUUUUUAUUUAACUAGGCUAGUCAGUUAAGGACAAAUUCUUAUUUACAAUGACGGCCUACCCCCGGCCAAACCCGGACGACACUGGGGCAAUUGUGGGACUCCCAAUCACGGGCGGAUAUGAUACAGCCUGGAUUCGAACCAGGGACUGUAGUGACACAACUCCAUGCACUGAGAUGCAGUGCCUUAGACCUCUGCGCCACUCGGGAGCGAUGAGCACAACACACUUCCCCUGUCAAUAUGGAGAAGGACAGAUGGAAUGGAGACUUACUGUAUGUGUGAAUGUCUGGGCCAGUGUUCAUAAUGUAGCGUCAUGUAAGAGUGCUGAUCUGGGAUCAGGUUAGCCUCAUAAUGAUUACUAGAGAGAGGACCAGAUCCUAGUGCUGGUCUGGGAUCAGUUUAGCAUUUUAGAUCAUAAUGAAUACUAGAGAGAGGACCAGAUCCUACUGCUGAUCUGGGAUCAGUUUAGCCUUUUAGAUAAUAAUGAAUACUAGAGAGAGGACCAGAUCCUAGUGCUGAUCUGGGAUCAGAUUAGCCUUUUAAAAAUCAUAUUGAAAAUGAUAGCAUUAGACGAGGAGGACCUGAUCCUGGAUCAGCACUCUGAGGCUCUUUAUGAGUACAGGCCCUGAUGUCCGUGUGUUAUCUAAUGAGAAGCCGUAGCCAUGAAAUGUAUUGCCAUAAGAGAUUAAAGACAACACCCCUCUGAUUGACACCCGGGGGCCCGUAUUCACAGAGCGUCUCAGAGUAGGAAAGAUGAUCUAGGAUUUAAAAGACAAAACUGCUUUGUAAAUACGGGGCCUGAUCCGAGUUAGAUUCUUAAAGAUAUUUGAGCUGCGCUUGAUUGACUGUUUAUGGAGUUGGCACUUUUCUGAUUGGUCCAUUGGUUCCUGUGUACCAGGCAAACUAAAUCAAGCGCAUCUCAAGUAUUUGACAAAUGUAAUGGACUCAUGUCUGAUUGUAUAGCUACGCAUACUAAAGCAGAGCGUCCGGUGUAGUAAUCUAAACAUAAAGGUACCUCUGAGACGGUUUGCUCUGUUCAAUAACUGUCAGAUAGACUCUCUAAAGACUACUUCCAAUGGAAGAAAUGGUGACUGUUCCCUUGACAGCAGCUCCGGCCCUAUAGAAGCCAUGUUAUGAUGUACUUAAUGACUUGGGUGUAGAACCGUGAUGGGGUUUCGUUGAAUUCUGAAUGUGAGAAACGUUGCCAGAACCUCAUGAUGAGUCACUCUGUUUACAUGUGACUGUGCUGAUCAGUGUGGUGGUCGUUGCUGUGUUGACUUACAGCGACGAGGUUUAUUAUAGUUUCUGAACAUUUAUUAUUGUGUUUUAAAUCUAUUUUCUCAGCCUUUCAUAGUGCCUCAUUAAACCCUAUUCCCACAUUGA
This is a messenger RNA of Oncorhynchus tshawytscha (Chinook salmon), 2843 nucleotides long. RefSeq names its product zinc finger protein ZIC 5-like. The coding region runs from base 407 to 1327 and encodes 306 amino acids. Gene Ontology annotation, cellular component: nucleus. Lineage: Eukaryota; Metazoa; Chordata; Actinopteri; Salmoniformes; Salmonidae. Gene Ontology annotation, molecular function: DNA-binding transcription factor activity, RNA polymerase II-specific; RNA polymerase II cis-regulatory region sequence-specific DNA binding. The transcript has 2 exons. Gene Ontology annotation, biological process: central nervous system development; regulation of transcription by RNA polymerase II. The record is from RefSeq and is a predicted model, not a curated record.